Molecule: messenger RNA, 759 nt
Organism: Raphanus sativus (radish)
Lineage: Eukaryota; Viridiplantae; Streptophyta; Magnoliopsida; Brassicales; Brassicaceae
Product: subtilisin-like protease SBT3.13
Biological process (GO): proteolysis
Molecular function (GO): serine-type endopeptidase activity
Source: RefSeq, a predicted model, not a curated record
AUCAUAGCUCUUCUCAAGUCUCUACAUCCUAACUGGUCUCCUGCUGCAGUUAGAUCAGCUUUGGUCACAACAGCUUGGAGGACAAGUCCAUCUGGAGAGCCCAUUUUUGCUGAAGGAUCAAACAAGAAGCUUGCAGAUCCAUUUGACUAUGGAGGAGGUCUUGUAAACCCUGAAAGAGCUUCAAAACCAGGACUUGUCUACGAUAUGGGGAUUCAAGAUUACAUCGACUAUAUGUGUUCUGCUGGUUAUAAUGAUUCCUCAAUUUCUGGAAUGGUCGGUAAAAAAAGUACUAAAUGUCCAACUCCUAAGCCAUCAAUUCUUGAUAUCAACUUACCUUCAAUCACAAUCCCAAACCUUGAGAAAGAAGUCACACUCAGAAGAACUGUGACCAAUGUUGGACCCAUCAAGUCAGUCUACAAAGCUGUAAUAGAGUCUCCUUUCGGUAUAUCUCUCACCGUCAACCCGACCACACUCGUGUUUAGCUCUGAAGAUAAGAAGGUUCUCUCUUUCACGGUGAAGGCUAAAACGAGUCAUAAAGUCAACACUGGUUACUUAUUUGGAAGCUUGACAUGGACUGAUGGUGUUCAUGAUGUUAAGAUCCCUGUUUCUGUUCAGACAAAGAUCAAGAUCAAGGCUUAGCUAAGAAACUCAAAACUAGCUAUCUGAAUAAUAAGCGAUUUCGAUCUAUCCAAUGUAUUAAAUAAGAGCCGUAUGAUGCUCAUCGUCUUUGUUUUUUAUGAAGUUUCUUGCAAAUUUCAA